Molecule: messenger RNA, 1002 nt
Organism: Caenorhabditis remanei
Lineage: Eukaryota; Metazoa; Nematoda; Chromadorea; Rhabditida; Rhabditidae
Exons: 8
Coding region: 1-1002 (333 amino acids)
Source: RefSeq, a predicted model, not a curated record
AUGUUCAACCUCGCAACAAUCUUCGGAAACGGAAUCAAUGCUCAAGGCAGUACUAAUCAACCUCGUGCUGCUGCUGCUCCUUCCAUGAUUCCACCAGUUCACCAAGCCGCAGCAGUCCCAAUGUUUGGGGCUCCAACUUAUGCUCAUAUAGCAAACUCGUUCCCACAAUUCAAUGGGUUUCCCUUAGCACCUUUACCAGGAAACAGUGCUCAAGGAAACAGUGGCGCUCCACCAGCAUUUAUGCCUUUUCCUUCAAAUUUUGCUGCGUUUCCAGGACAACUCCCGAUCCAACCGGUUCCUUUCGGAGCACCAUUUUUUGGGCAUCCUGGUAUUCAAACCGACACGAGGACAGCUGAAUACUUCCGACCAAUAAUGAAUGAAGUGUUCGGAAAUCUUCGAUCCCCUGGAAUUAUUGGAAAUGGAGAACAAUUCAGAGCUCGUUUUGUUGAAUUUAUCCAUUUGUUCAACUGCCUCUCGAUUGGAGCACAGACAGUGCUCCGUGUGGAGUUGUCAACGCAACUCUGUGCGACGUUGAUUGGUAUGAGUAUUCAACAGAAUCCAUUCCCUCUCCCUCAACCAGCCGUUCAGACUUCAGAGAUGGUUACACAGACCGAUAAUUUGGAGCUCAAAAGCUCGGAAUUACAAAUCGAUACGGAGCAGGCGAGUGCCGUGGGGCCAACUCCCCCAAUUACUCCGGCUACUUCGGGGAGUUCCAAGCCAUCCUCCGACCCAGUUCAAGAAACGCCGAAGAUUAAGGAAAACGAGAGAGAAGAAGAAAAAAUGAUGGAAAAAUUGGACAAACUCUGGGAAGGAUUUCAGCAAAAUAGAUUGGCUGGCUAUGUGGAUAGCGUGAAAAAAAUUCACGCUGCCUACAAGACAGCAAUUUUGGAAAGGAAUGCCAGAAUUGAAGAGUUGGAGGCGCAUCAGCCAAUUAGAAGAAAGCGAGGAGGAGCAAAGGCUGGAGAUAAAGCUCCUAGUGUGAGUUAUUUUUAUAGUAUUUGA